Molecule: messenger RNA, 833 nt
Organism: Onychostruthus taczanowskii (white-rumped snowfinch)
Lineage: Eukaryota; Metazoa; Chordata; Aves; Passeriformes; Passeridae
Gene: MRPL51
Product: mitochondrial ribosomal protein L51
Exons: 2
Coding region: 1-759 (252 amino acids)
Biological process (GO): translation
Cellular component (GO): mitochondrial large ribosomal subunit
Molecular function (GO): structural constituent of ribosome
Source: RefSeq, a predicted model, not a curated record
AUGGAACUCCGGGGCCGCCGCCAUGGCCGCCACAGCCCCGCACGGCCCCGGGCGCUCGAAACAGCGCGCGCGGACCGCGCUCGCCCCGCCCCUUCCCGCCACGGCCCUAUCAGCACCCGGCGGCUGCGCCGCGCGCCGAGCCCUCGCCCAAUCGCCGGCUCCCCUGCCCUCCCGACCGUUGGCGCAACGUCACCCGCGCGCCUCUGCGCUCCGCGGCGGAAGGGGUGGCCCGGCGGCACCGCCGCUCUUCCCGUCCCGUCCCGUCCCGGGGCACCGGGGGUCACCCCCAUGGCGGCAGCGGCGGCAACGGUGCUGCUGCGAGCGGCGGGCCGGGCCCUGCUGGGCCGUGCCGCUCCCCUGCCCUGCGCCGAGCGGAGCUUUAGCGACUGCGGCGGGGCGCGCUGGGCGCCCGUGCGGCCCGGCCUCCCCGUGCCGCUGUCCUCGCCCCUGGCUGGGCUCUCCCGGCCCAUCCGCAUCAAGGAGCCGCCCAAGCGCAAGCCGGUAGAUCGGUGGACGAAGAAGCGGGCCUUGUUCGGGGUGUAUGAUAACGUGGGGAUCCUGGGCGGCUUCCAGAUCCACCCGAAGAGUCUCAUCAUGGGGCCCACUUGGCUGCGGGGCUGGCGGGGGAACGAGCUGCAGAGGUGCAUCCGCAAGAAGCAGAUGGUGGGCGAUCGGAUGUUUGCAGAGGACUAUGACAAACUCAACAAGAGGAUCCGGUACUUGUACAAGCGCUUCAAUCGCACCGGAAAGCACCGCUAGGGAACAGCAGUGGCUUCAGCCCGUGGAGUGUAGUUUUGUGCAUUGCAGUCGGAAUAAAGCCAGCUUCCACACGA